AUGAAUUUCUUGACUAUUUUCCUAUUUCUGGCAAUUCUCCAUACUUCAUUUUCUGUCGAUGUCGAUCCUGCAGUUAAGGUUCGAAGACAUCUGAAACGGAUUUAUGCUAAAGCGAAAGCUAAUGAUACGGAAAAAAUCAAAGAGUUUUUUGAUAUUAAAUCAGAGGAUAACCUGUUGGGCACGGAUUUGGUUGGAUUCUUCCUAAAAUACGAUUCCUAUAGAAUCAAUACUAUCCGACAGGCAGCGAGUCGUCGAAUUAUGACCAAAUUGACGUUUUUCAGUAGUACGGAUAAGAAUGGACCCAGCUCAUCACUUCUUCAAACUUAUUCCAUCAGGAAAACUGUCUAA
This is a messenger RNA of Caenorhabditis briggsae, 348 nucleotides long. NCBI's taxonomy places the organism in Eukaryota, Metazoa, Nematoda, Chromadorea, Rhabditida, Rhabditidae. The record is from RefSeq and is a predicted model, not a curated record. The coding region runs from base 1 to 348 and encodes 115 amino acids. The transcript has 3 exons.